AUGAAACAAUAUUCUAAAUUAUUAUUGCUAUGUCCAUUCAAUUCAAUUGGCAUUUACAUAUUAGAUCAAAAAAUAGAAGAGUAUCUUAGAACUAAUUAAGAAGAAAUAGUUAUUUAUUUAGUAGGAACACCAAUUACAUAUCUCAAAGUUUAUGAACGAAUUCUUUUUCAUCUUUAUGAGAAAGCACAAUAAUAUACUGCUAAAUUUAAUGUCAUCUUUGAUUUAUUCAAUAUGGAUUUCAGAAAUAAAUACUAAUUUGAUUAUGUAAUCAAUUUAAGUACAGAUUUAUAAGGUGAUAUCAAUAUUCAACUUUAAAUCAAUCAUGAAAAUUAAUAAAUCUAAUUUUCUUAAGAAGGCUAUAAAGCAAAUUAAUUUAAAAGAGGUGCUAAUGGUGGAACUUUUGAUCAUUUACACAUUGGACACAAAAUUCUUUUAAGUUUGAGUUUAUUAGCAGUUAGUUAACAUUUGACUAUAGGAAUAACUGGUGAAAUGUUAUUACAAAAAAAGAAAUUAAUAGGAUUCUUAUAAUCCUAUAAUACUCGUGUUAGAUGUGUAAAUGAGUUUUGUUCAAUGUUUAGACCUGAUAUUGAAUUAUAUGUUUCUGAAUUAAUUGAACCUGCAGGACCAACAAAAAAUGGAUAAUAUGAAAUACUAAUUGCCACAUAAGAAACUGAAAAAUCUUUAGUAUAUAUUAAUAAUCUUAGGAAAGAAGGAGGUUUAAAUGAAUUAGAAGGAUAUAUAAUUGGUAUGAUCGAAAAUUAGAAUAAUUAAGAAGAAGUAGAUAAACUAUCUUCAUCAUAAAUUAGAGAACAAAUCUAAAAAAAGAAUAGAUUGACUGAAUAAGAAUAUUUGGAACUUAAAAAUGAAUGGUUAUCAGUAAGUGAUAAUUUAUAUUGGUUUGAAUCUAUUCUAGUUGAUUAUUAUUCCUAACCUCAAAGACAUUAUCAUACUUUAAGACACAUUUAUGAUAUGUUAUAAUAAUUAAAAGGAGCUAAAAAUAUUAAGAAUGUUAAAUUAGCAACUUUCUUUCAUGAUGUUAUAUAUUAUCCUAAAAUCAAUGAUAAUGAAGAAAAGAGUAGUUUUUUGUUUUAAUAAUAUGCAUAAGAAUGCAAUAUAGAUUCAUAAAUAAUUUCAACUUUCAUCUUAAAAACAAAAAGUCAUUAAAUUGAUGGGCUAUUGUUACCAGAGGAUGAUUUAUAAGAUUUAAUGAUAUUUUUAGAUGCCGAUAUGUCCAUUUUGGAAUCUGAUGCAUAUCAUAUUUAUGCUAAAGAUAUAAGAUAAGAAUAUUCACAUUUUUCAGAUUAAGAUUAUAAAACAGGAAGAAUUGCUGUAUUAUAAAAGUUCUUGUAGUCUAAAAUAUUUAAUUUGAGAAAUGAAGAAAAAGCAAGAAAAAAUAUAAAAGAAGAAAUAGAAAUUUUAUAAGUGUAACAAUGA
This is a messenger RNA of Paramecium pentaurelia, 1434 nucleotides long. The record is from the annotation of a GenBank genome assembly. Lineage: Eukaryota; Ciliophora; Oligohymenophorea; Peniculida; Parameciidae.